GAGGGAAGGCGGCGGGGAGGCGGGGCUUGGGGCGACGGUGGCGCGACGGAGGGAGAGGAGGAGGAGCCGGAGCCGCCGCCGCUUCCAUGGCGCUGAGUCUGGACCGCGAGGCCUACUACCGCCGCAUCAAGCGCCUCUACAGCAACUGGCAGAAAGGAGAAGAUGAAUAUGCCACCAUUGAUGCCAUUGUGGUCUCCGUUGGAGUGGACGAAGAGACUGUCUAUGCCAAGUCCACUGCCCUGCAGACAUGGCUGUUUGGCUACGAACUCACAGACACAAUCAUGGUUUUCUGUGAGGACAAGAUAUUCUUCAUGGCCAGCAAGAAAAAAGUGGAAUUCCUGAAGCAAAUUGCAAACAGCAAGAGCAAUGAGAGCACCAAUGGAGUGCCAGCAAUCACGUUGCUCAUACGGGAGAAGAAUGAGAGCAACAAAGCAAAUUUUGAUAAGAUGAUUGAAGCUUUGAAAAGCAGCAAGAAUGGCAAACGCAUUGGGGUCUUCAGCAAGGACAAAUUCCCUGGGGAGUUCAUGAACAGCUGGAAUGAUGCUCUCAGCAAGGAAGGUUUUGAAAAGGUGGAUAUCAGUGCCGUAGUGGCCUACACCAUUGCUGUGAAGGAAGAUGGGGAAAUUGCCCUGAUGCGUAAAGCGGCUGCCAUCACUUCAGAGGUCUUCACCAAGUUCUUGAAGGACCGAGUCAUGGAGAUAGUUGAUGCUGAUGAGAAAGUGCGGCACAGUAAGCUAGCUGAGUCAGUGGAGAAGGCCAUUGAAGAGAAGAAAUACCUGUCUGGAGCUGACCCUUCCACUGUUGAGAUGUGCUACCCUCCCAUUAUCCAGAGCGGGGGAAAUUACAAUCUCAAGUUUAGUGUUGUCAGUGAGAAGUCCUACGUGCACUUUGGGACUGUUACUUGUGCCAUGGGAAUCCGCUACAAAUCGUACUGCUCCAACCUGGUGCGCACCCUUAUGGUGGACCCGCCUCAGGACACACAGGACAAUUACACCUUCCUGCUGCAGUUGCAGGAAGAAAUGCUCAAAGAACUACGACCUGGUGUGAAGCUGUGUGAGAUAUAUGCUGCUGUCAUGGAUAUGGUGAAGAAGCAGAAGCCAGAACUCAUAAGCAAAAUUACCAAGAACUUGGGGUUUGCCAUGGGGAUUGAGUUCAGAGAAGGUUCUCUUGUGAUCAAUAGCAAAAACCAGUAUCGCCUCAAGAAAGGAAUGGUUUUCAGCCUCAACGUGGGGUUCUCAGACCUGACCAACAAAGAGGGAAAGAAACCAGAGGAGAAGACAUAUGCAUUGUUCAUUGGGGAUACCGUGUUGGUGGAAGAGGAUGGUCCAGCUACCCUUUUGACUUCUGUCAAGAAGAAGGUGAAGAAUGUCAGCAUUUUACUCAAGAAAGAAGAUGAGGAGGAGGUGGAAGAAGAUGAUGAUACAGAGGGCAUCCUGCUGGGUCGUGGUUCUCGGGCAGCACUAUUGCCAGAAAGAACUCGGAAUGAGUUAACAGCUGAAGAGAAGCGCAGGGCACAUCAGAAAGAACUGGCCACACAGUUAAAUGAGGAAGCCCGCAGGCGGUUGACAGAACAAAAGGGGGAGCAACAGAUCCAGAAGGCUCGUAAAUCAAACGUUUCCUACAAAAACCCCUCCCUGAUGCCAAAGGAACCACACAUCCGAGAAAUGAAAAUCUACAUUGACAAGAAAUAUGAGACCGUCAUCAUGCCUGUCUUUGGCAUUGCUACUCCUUUCCACAUUGCCACCAUCAAGAACAUCAGUAUGUCAGUGGAAGGUGACUACACCUACCUGAGAAUUAACUUUUAUUGCCCAGGCAGUGCCCUAGGUCGCAAUGAGGGAAACAUCUUCCCCAAUCCUGAAGCCACCUUUGUGAAAGAAAUAACUUACCGCGCAUCCAAUUUAAAAACACCUGGAGAGCAGUUGGUGCCAGCUCUCAACCUCCAGAAUGCUUUCCGUAUCAUCAAGGAGGUGCAGAAGCGCUACAAGACCCGGGAGGCUGAAGAGAAGGAGAAGGAGGGGAUUGUCAAACAAGACUCUCUGGUGAUCAACCUGAAUCGCAGCAAUCCCAAGCUGAAGGACCUUUACAUCCGCCCCAACAUUGCCCAGAAAAGGAUGCAAGGGUCUUUGGAGGCUCACGUCAAUGGUUUUCGCUUCACCUCUGUGCGUGGGGACAAAGUGGACAUCCUGUACAACAACAUCAAACAUGCUGUGUUUCAGCCCUGUGAUGGGGAAAUGAUCAUUGUGCUGCACUUUCACCUCAAGAAUGCCAUUAUGUUUGGCAAGAAGCGUCACACAGAUGUUCAGUUUUAUACGGAAGUGGGCGAAAUCACCACUGAUCUGGGCAAGCAUCAACACAUGCAUGACCGUGAUGAUCUAUAUGCUGAGCAGAUGGAGCGUGAGAUGAGGCACAAACUGAAAACUGCAUUCAAGAAUUUCAUUGAGAAGGUUGAGUCUCUAACCAAGGAGGAGCUCGAAUUCGAGGUGCCCUUCCGGGAGCUAGGGUUCAAUGGUGCCCCUUACAGAAGCACCUGCCUCCUUCAGCCAACCAGCAGCGCCCUGGUGAAUUGUACAGAGUGGCCCCCAUUUGUGGUGACGCUGGAUGAGGUGGAGCUGAUUCACUUUGAGCGAGUGCAGUUCCACCUGAAGAACUUUGACAUGGUCAUUGUCUACAAAGAUUACAGCAAGAAGGUCACGAUGAUCAAUGCCAUCCCAGUGGCCUCACUGGACCCCAUCAAAGAGUGGCUCAACUCUUGUGACAUCAAGUACACAGAAGGGGUGCAAUCCCUGAAUUGGACCAAAAUCAUGAAAACGAUUGUAGAUGACCCAGAAGGCUUCUUUGAGCAAGGGGGCUGGUCGUUCCUUGAGCCUGAGGGAGAGGGUAGUGAUGCAGAAUCUGGAGGAUCAGGAUCUGAAAUUGAAGAUGAGACAUUCAACCCUUCAGAAGAGGAGGAUGAUGAUGAAGAGGACACUGAUGAGGACUAUUCUUCUGAGGCAGAAGAAUCAGAUUACUCCAAGGAUUCCCUGGGGAGUGAAGAAGAGAGAGGCAAAGAUUGGGAUGAGCUGGAAGAGGAAGCACGGAAAGCUGACCGUGAGAGUCGGUAUGAAGAAGAGGAAGAGAGAACCCGCACUAUAAGCCGCAAAAGGAAGGGUGCCUCAUCCCAAAGCUCUGGGCAUCAUCGCAGUUCCCACAGCCGCAGUCCUGGCCGAAGCUCAGCACCCCCCAAGAAGAAGAGGAAGUAGAUGGCAAAUGGUAGCCUUUCCGAUCCACCAAUUUUUCAGGGGUUGGGGCUUUUGAGGCCUCAUCCAGCAGCCAAUGUAUAGGGCAUGGGAGGGCUGCCAGCCUCUCCCCACAAACUCUUUCAUCUCCCCCUCACACACAAACACACUCUUGCAUCCCUUUUUUUCCCUGUUUCUCUGGGGAGUAUUUUUUUGUUUUUGUUCCUUGAAUCGUUCCUGACCAUUUGUAUGGACCAAUGAGCUGUGAGAGAUAUUCCAGGCCAUGUUGUGUUAACAAUGGACACAAAGUCUAACCAGGUGGAUUGGGGUGUGAGGCUCAGGAAUCUGGUGUCAGUGAUAAUGCUUCUCUGCUGUCCCCCUCUGCCUUUUUCCAUCAUCUUUCUUCAGCCCCUUUGUCCUCCAAUCUGUGGAGUAUAUCGACUGUAAACACACUUUCCCUACCAACCUCUCCUUGACUUCCAGUGUUUUUAGACAAAUUGGAGGCCAAGGAGGGGUUGGGUUGGUCUUGGAAUUAUUCCAGAAUAAGAACAUGUACUUCAGUGAAGCAGAUGGUUUUCUUGGCCUCUUUGACUGAUGGGGAAAGAAGGUGGUUAUGUUCUGGUUUUUGUGAAGCAAAGGCCUGGAUGAUACAGGAAGUCCCACCUUGGAGCAGAGUUGGAGAGACGGGCAUAAGAUUUUCCAUUCAAGUGAAACCCAGAGGGUGUGGAGAUGCAAGUGAGAAGAAAAGGGUCUUGCUCCCUACAAACCCCUAUUUUUGAUUUUCUCUUUUUUAAAAAAAAAAUCGUCAAGCUCUGUCUGUAUUUAUCUGUUUUCUCAGUUGCUGAGUCUGGUCUCCAGUGAGCAAGUGUUUUAGGGGUGGAGGGGGUUGAAUGCAUUGCCUGUCUCCUGCCUCCCUUGUGUCCUGUGGGUUUAGGGGUCAGUGAUCCAGGCAUGUGGGAGGGAGGGGAGGGAGGCGCUUUCUCAAACUCUUUUUUCCCCCGUAGCCAUUAGCACUCAGUAUUUUUGACUUUGGAAAAACUGAUCAAUAAAAAUGUUUUUUUUAAGUAUUUGGAAAGUA
Sceloporus undulatus (fence lizard) is the source of this 4293-nucleotide messenger RNA. RefSeq names its product SPT16 homolog, facilitates chromatin remodeling subunit (gene SUPT16H). The coding region runs from base 87 to 3239 and encodes 1050 amino acids. The record is from RefSeq and is a predicted model, not a curated record. Gene Ontology annotation, cellular component: FACT complex. NCBI's taxonomy places the organism in Eukaryota, Metazoa, Chordata, Lepidosauria, Squamata, Phrynosomatidae. Gene Ontology annotation, molecular function: nucleosome binding. Gene Ontology annotation, biological process: positive regulation of transcription elongation by RNA polymerase II; transcription elongation by RNA polymerase II. The transcript is spliced from 26 exons.